Aspergillus mulundensis is the source of this 1344-nucleotide messenger RNA. RefSeq names its product DUF2252 domain-containing protein. The transcript has a single exon. Lineage: Eukaryota; Fungi; Ascomycota; Eurotiomycetes; Eurotiales; Aspergillaceae. Bases 1 to 1344 code for a protein of 447 amino acids. The record is from RefSeq and is a predicted model, not a curated record.
AUGACUCCCCACGCCCCCUCCGAGCAGCGCGGCGAAGAGAUCCUCACUGUCUUCUCCACAGCCUUUGGCGCCCUCCUCGCCGCCGACCCAGCCGCAUUCCAGACCAAGUUCCGCAAGAUGGCCGCCUCCGCCUUCGCCUUCUACCGCGGCACAGCCUGCCUCUUCUACCACGACCUCGAGCCCCAGGCGAAAGCCGACGCCUUCCUGACCGACCAGUCCAGCAACAUCUGGAUCCACGGCGACCUGCACGCCGAGAACUUCGGCACGUACAUGGACUCGCAGGGCCGCUUGAUCUUCAACGUCAACGACUUCGACGAGGCCUACGUGGGCCCCUUCACCUGGGACGUCAAGCGCUUCGCCGCCUCGAUCGCCCUGAUCGGGUACGCGAAGGCCCUCAGCGACAGGCAGAUCACGCGUCUGGUCGAGACCUAUGCCGCCGCGUACCACGAGCGCAUCCACGCCCUGGCCAGCAGCGAAACACACAAUAUCCCGCGCAUCACGCUGGACACGGCCAAGGGGCCGCUGCUCGAUGCCCUGCACAACGCCCGCAUGCAGACCCGCGUCUCGCUGCUCGACUCGCAGACCGAGAUCCACAACUUCGAGCGCCGCUUCACGCUCGGCGGCGGCGCGAUCGAGCUCGACGGCCCCGCCCGCGAAAAGGUCAUCGCCGCGUUCAUGAAAUACCUCGAGACCCUGCCCCAGCCGAGACCCGAGUCCAGCGCCUACCGCGUCAAGGACGUCGUUGGCCGGCGCGGCGUGGGGAUCGGCUCCGCCGGGCUUCCGUCUUUUAAUAUCCUGCUCGAGGGUAAGAGCGAGGCCGUCGAGAACGAUGUCAUCAUCUACAUGAAGCAGUCUAUCCCCGCUGCUGUGUCGAGACACGUCGCGAAUGCUUCUGCCGCUGGUUACUUCCUCCACGAGGGCCACCGGACCGUCGUCUCCCAGCGUGCGCUGCAGGCGUGUGCGGACCCCUGGCUCGGCUGGACGGAGAUCGACGGCGUCGGACAGCUUGUUGCUGAGGUCUCGCCGUAUGCCGUCGAUCUCGACUGGUCGGAGAUCAACGAUAUAAGCGAGAUGGCGGCCGUUGUGGCGGACUUGGGCCGUGCGACGGCGAUGAUGCAUGCUGCGGGCGACGACGACAAGCUGCAUUCGGCGCUGGUGCCGUUCUCGCCGGAGAAGGUUAUUGACGAGGCGAUUGAUGCUGCUGGUGGGGAGGAAGUCUUUGCGGAGGCGUUGGUGGACUUUGCGCAUCGGUAUGGGGCCAAGGCCAGGGCUGAUCAUCAGAUCUUCGUGGAUUUGUUUCGGAAUGGGAGGAUCCCUGGGUUGGAGCUUUAUGAGGAGGAGUAA